GUUCUGUUCCCAUUUCAGAAAUGGAUAAAAAACGUAAAUCUGCAGUAGAUAAAAUUAUAUCACAGUUAAAGAAGCUGAAUUGUCCCUUAAUGGUGAAUGCUAGUGAUAUGUUUAUUUUUCAAAUACUUUUUCAACCAGGACCAGAAAGAUUGAAGCUGAUAGAAUGGAUUUUAAAAGAAAUUGAAUUCAGUGCUGAUUUAGCAGAUACUGUUUCACAACCAUUUGAAAAGAAAAUAGAAAAAAUGCAUUCUUUCUUCAGCUUUCUUGGCACAUGCAAAGAUAUUGAUGUGAUAAAGGGUUUAUCAUCUCGAACAAAACAGAUUUUGUUUUGGCAAGCACUUGUUGAUAUUCUUUGGGGGAAACAUUCUCUGGACAUUCUUUCAUCUCAGAAUACUGAAGCAUCAGAAGAUGAAGCUUAUCAUUCAUGUGGAAGAAGUGCCAUGGACAGUAUGACUCUCAGAGAUAUUACAGAGGUUCAAUAUAUGUGUAUGAGUCUGAUAAUUCAAUCUGGAUCUAUGAAGGAAAUAAAAGAACCUCAGUUAUUCCCAAAAGAUCUGCUACAAGAAUGUGAGCUGUUUCCAGAAGAAGAAUUUCAAAAGUAUCAGAUUCCUACCCUGGAUGAAAUAGUAAAAAAAUCUAAAGACUUAAAUGAAGGUUACCUAGAAAGGUUGGAGGAGUUUAGUUUUGAAGAGAAAGAAAAAUGUUCAAAAAGAUGGAAUGACCAUUGGACCCAUGGAAAACCAUUUCCAUUCGAAGAGUAUAAGUUUGAUUUAUUCCUGCCUCGUGAAGAACUGAAGUCACUCCAUAAGAAAACUAAUGCGGCUCUAAAUGAUGUCCAUGCUUGUGCAACCGGUGGCUUUACUGAUGCAUUCAACAGUUUGAAAACACUAACAUCUCGUAUAGAGUCUAACUAUUUUUAUGACUCUGGACCAGCAUUUGAACGUGCUGUGUCACAUGUUGAUUCUUUUUGCAAGUGUGAAAAAUCAUUGCAGACAGUCAAAUCUUCUGAUGAAAAAAUAAAUGAAACUUUAGAAGAAGCUAAGUUGAAGCCAUCUGCACAACUGUUAUCAAAUUCACUGUUGAAGAAAUCUAUUGAAAUACUAAAUUCCUCAUGAAAAUAUAUUCCUUUUUUUUUAUAAAAUAGUUGAACUUUACAAUGAAAUAUAGAAGUUCUUGUAGUUAAAAUUUUGUAGUUUGUUUACAUAUUUU
Molecule: messenger RNA, 1209 nt
Organism: Uloborus diversus
Lineage: Eukaryota; Metazoa; Arthropoda; Arachnida; Araneae; Uloboridae
Exons: 10
Coding region: 21-1115 (364 amino acids)
Biological process (GO): centrosome cycle; spindle assembly
Cellular component (GO): HAUS complex
Molecular function (GO): microtubule minus-end binding
Source: RefSeq, a predicted model, not a curated record